UUGUUUUUUGCGCCUGGGGAUUGAACUACUGCUAAGAAAAAAGAGAUGUGGCCAUGUGGAGGCAGUAGUAAGUCAGGCCUAUCUUGACCACUGACUCGAGGGGAGAUCUGAGCCGCUGCGAGCUGCCGGUUUGCCUCUCCCCAGAUCGAAGAUGGCGGUGUCCGUGUUCUCAGGCGUGCGCCUCCUCUCCAUCGGAGACGCCAAUGGAGACAUACAGCGACAUUCAGAGCAGCAGCCCUUGCGACUGGAGAUUAAAACCACCCAAGAUGCGGCUCUGAUAAGCCUCUCAAACAAUGAAGAUACGUGCGUGUUUAAGUGUUCAGUGUCAAGUGAGACAGAAUGCAGUCGUGUUGGGAAACAAUCCUUCAUUGUUACUUUGGGUUGUAACAGUGUCCUCCUCCAGUUUGCAUCUCCAGCAGAUUUUUCAUCGUUCUAUAACCUCCUGAAGAAUUGUCGUGGACAUGGGGGUGAACGAUCUGUCUUUAAUGAUAGGACCGAGGAGUCCUCAGCUGUACAGUAUUUCCAGUUUUAUGGCUACCUCUCUCAACAACAAAACAUGAUGCAGGAUUACGUCCGAACUGGAACAUAUCAACGAGCCAUCCUCCAGAACCAUACUGACUUCAAAGACAAAGUGGUGUUGGAUGUAGGUUGCGGUUCUGGGAUUCUGUCGUUUUUUGCAGUUCAGGCUGGUGCUCGUAAAGUCUAUGCUGUGGAGGCCAGCACCAUGGCUCAACAUGCUGAGGUUCUGGUAAACAGUAACAGGCUUUCUGAGCGUGUUUUGGUGAUUCCUGGAAAAGUGGAGGAGGUUACUCUACCUGAGCAGGUGGACAUUAUCAUCUCUGAGCCCAUGGGCUACAUGCUGUUUAAUGAAAGAAUGCUGGAAAGUUACCUUCAUGCCAAGAAAUUCCUCAAGCCCAACGGAAAAAUGUUCCCUACCAUUGGAGACGUUCACCUCGCCCCUUUCACAGACGAGCAGCUUUACAUGGAGCAGUUCACUAAAGCCAAUUUCUGGUAUCAGCCAUCUUUUCAUGGUGUGGAUUUGUCUGCGCUGAGAGGAGCUGCAGUAGAUGAAUACUUCAGACAGCCUAUUGUGGACACUUUUGAUAUCAGGAUCUUGAUGGCCAAAUCAGUCAAAUACACAGUCAACUUUUUAGAAGCUAAAGAAGAGGACCUGUACAAGAUAGAAAUUCCCUUUAAAUUUCACAUGAUGCAUUCAGGCCUUGUGCACGGACUGGCUUUCUGGUUUGAUGUGGCAUUCGUGGGAUCAGUGAUAUCUGUGUGGCUCUCCACAGCUCCCACAGAACCCCUCACUCACUGGUACCAGGUUCGCUGUCUGCUUCAGUCGCCCCUCUUCGCUAAAGCAGGAGACACAAUGUCAGGCACCGUUGUUUUAAUGGCCAACAAGAGACAAAGCUAUGACAUCAGUAUUGUUGCCCAAGUGGACCAGACAGGCUCCAAGUCCAGUAAUCUACUUGAUCUCAAGAAUCCCUAUUUCCGGUACACAGGCACCACGCCGACCCCGCCUCCAGGAUCACAUUAUAGCUCUCCCUCAGAGAACAUGUGGAAUACUGGGGGUACCUACAGCAUGAGCCAAGGCAUGGGUGUGUCAGGGAUGCCUGCAGCCUAUGACCUCAGCACUGUCAUUGGUGGCAGUGGCUCAACAGUCUCCCACAACAAUCUCAUCCCCAUUGGUACAGAUACGCAUGCACUAAACACAGGGAUUGUGAAUCACACUCACUCCAGAAUGGGAUCCAUCAUGAGCACAGGAAUCGUCCAGGGGUCCACAACUGCCCAGCAGGGUCCCAGCAGCAGCAGUCCUUAUUACCCCGUCACCAACCAGUUCACCAUGGGCGGCCCAGCGAUCUCCAUGGCGUCUCCUAUGGCCAUCCCAAGCAACACCAUGCACUACGGGAGCUAAGGCAAACGGAUGGCCUCUGCAUGUCCAGAACUCCCACCCCUUUCCUGCUCCCUCUACAAACCAACCGCAGCCAAAUUUAAAAUACCAAAACCAGUGCACCAGUCUCUUGACCAUCACUUUAUCCUCUAUCUAUAUAUAGAUAUACAUGUAUACGUAUAUAUAUAUUCUAAAUUCUAUCUCUUGCUCUCACUGGUGUUUUAUUUGUACAUAUCCGUCCCGCAGUCCUAUAAUGUCAGCACGCACAGACCUGUCAACGGUGCGUAACUGUUCCUCUUAAAUACCCUCUCCUCCACCACCAACAACACUGAGUCUGCUCCACAACCAGCCACUAGGAGGCAGCACUUGUUUGCAAGUAUGCUGUGAAGCACAAAUCAGACUCGACACCCAAUGCAAAAGGAAUCGGAUGGAGAAACGCUGACAACGGGACAAGACUUUUUUUAUGAAUGUGCUCAUGUGCACUCCUUCCCUCUUAAUUCACAAACUCCCACCUUUUUAGCUGCACAAAUGCUGUCAAUGACUGGAUGUGAAUUUAUGAUCAAUUUAAACCAUUAACUGUCAGCUUUUACGUUAUCCAUGACAUCAACUGGCCUUAGCAUCUCUAUUCGUUCAGCAUGGUCUUUAGACGACCACCUAGAUGUUAGUAACCUACCAUCGUUCACCAGAAGAGAUGGACGCAUGCUGUGGAUGGUGUUUCGGCUACGAGCACGGUACUGGUGGAACCUGCCUGUAGACGACCACAGCAUAGAUGGAGAUCGUCUUACUUUCAUUCCAUUUGCGAUUGUGUUCAUCGAGUGUGUUUUAAUGUAGUGCAGUCCCAAAUUGAUUGGUGUUUCCUAAAGUGUCUCUGGCAUGGUUUGUCAGUCCCCUACCCCAAAAUGACACCAAUCUGACUCCCUUUAAAAAUUGACUGGAAAUGAAUUUAGUCAGCCAAUUUAUAAGGACAGAUUUCAGGGAAAAAAGACCAGCCCCAAACCCUCUGCUACCAGCCAAGGAGGACUGUGGAAUGCAGGGAAGGCAUUUGGCUCCGGGGGAAGGAAUACAGAAGGAUAUCUUUGGACAUGCUGACCACUGCAGCAGGAAACAGUUUGGAAUUGCAGUAUCUUAGUUUACACCCCCGAAUCCUUUCUUGUCAACUUCUGCGUGUUGUAAGACUUGUUGAAGGAAGGAGAAGAUGAGGAACUUAACUAGCUAGAACUCUGUUUCUUCCCUCUCUCCAUCCUUCCCCUCUUACACCGGGCACAUGAUAGCCCCAUCAAAGACUUUGAAGUUGUAUGCAUAUGCAUUGCUUCCAGUCACACACAUUCAGUUCAUUUGGUUUGAUUUAGCAGCGAUCAUGAGAUAAAAGAAACCAUGUCCGCUAGUUUGUAGAAUUAACUUUUUCUUUCACAAAAAAGCAACAUACAAAAUGGAGCAAAUUAAAUGUUGGAGAAGUCCCAAAAUGUGUGGCUACUUAUAGUGGCAUUUGUUUUUUUAAAGGGUUGUUUUGUGUGUUUCUGUUUUGUAAACCAGUCACACAAAUGGGUAUUGUCUGAUUCCUGAAAAGUAAAGGAAUAUGUGGAUUGGUUUACUCUGAAAUGAAACUUAAGUUUACAUACCUCAUGUUGUUUGACACCUGUUUGUCUUUAGCUAACACAAGUAUAUUUUCAGAACGUCAAAGCUGUUUUUUGUGACAACAGUCUGUCGGUGUUUAACACCAAGAACGACAUAAAUGUACCAUAAUAAAGCUUUGAACUCUUCAAGUCAUCUUAAGCCACAUGAUAGCUUUUUGUGAGAAAAAUGGAUAACAAAAGCUUUGAUUAAUAAUCAAUAAUAAAUUCAUUUUACAAUUAUAUUACAAGAUCAUUUUAUUCUGUUUUUCACAAACAGUUACUGUAUCUAUUCAGAAGACGUAUAACAGAUUCUUAUGAUGCUUUUAUGUCCUUGAAAAUGAUCUGUAUUGACAGCCACGUGUUAGUGUUUAUUUUCACUGGACAGAUAAAAAGCAGCUUUAAAUUUAAAACAAAAGACAUGCAGGUGUAAAGCAAUAUCAGAACAUCGGGAUGAUUUGGGGUGACCUGAAAAGGGUGAUUUUUAUGUAUGCAUUCAGUGAAGCAAAGGAAUAAAAUGUUCUGACUUUGA
This is a messenger RNA of Triplophysa dalaica, 4036 nucleotides long. It is a transcript of the gene carm1, whose product is annotated as coactivator-associated arginine methyltransferase 1. The transcript has 16 exons. Gene Ontology annotation, biological process: peptidyl-arginine methylation. NCBI's taxonomy places the organism in Eukaryota, Metazoa, Chordata, Actinopteri, Cypriniformes, Nemacheilidae. Gene Ontology annotation, molecular function: protein-arginine N-methyltransferase activity. Bases 152 to 1918 code for a protein of 588 amino acids. The record is from RefSeq and is a predicted model, not a curated record.